AUUUCACCCCACCUUGACUCUCAACCCCUCGACUCCUUUAUCAUGAACUUUUGAACUUUGACUUUAUCUUCAAGAUUGCUGUCAGCCAACAUUGAAUAAUAUUACACAACAUAAAACACACUUAAGUCAAAGUUACAUAAGUCAAACCACCAAAAAUGCCUCGAGAUCCCUUGAUCGGCCUCGUCGGCAAACCCUCCGCUGGGAAGAGCACGACCUUGAACAGCUUAACCGAUGCGACGUCCAAAGUUGGAAACUUUCCAUUCACCACCAUCGACCCCCAGCGAGCCAUCGGCUACCUCCAAAUAACAUGCGCCUGCGAACGCUUCAACGUGAAGGAGAAAUGCAAGCCCAACUACGGAGCCUGCGUCGACGGCCACCGCUCCGUACCCAUCGAGCUUCUCGACGUAGCCGGGCUCGUCCCCGGAGCACAUCAAGGCCGGGGCCUGGGUAACAAGUUCCUCGACGACCUCCGGCACGCAGACGCCCUGAUCCACGUCGUGGACGCCAGCGGGCGGACAAAUGCCGAGGGCGAGAACACGCGGGGCUACGACCCGUCCCAGGACAUAGCCUGGCUGCGCGGCGAGAUCGUGGCGUGGAUCAAGGGGAACCUAUGGGAGAAGUGGGGCUCCAUAAAGCGGCGGCACGUCGCCGUCAAGGCCACCGCCGUCGAGACCCUGCAGGGGCAGUUCUCGGGGUACGGGAGCACGGCGUCGGUGGUAGCGCGGACGCUGGACCGCCUGGCCCUGAAGGAGCCGCUGGAGCACUGGAGCGAGGAGACGGUGGACCGCGUCGUCGGCGCGUUCACGGACGAGAAGUUCCCCACGGUGAUCGCGCUGAACAAGAUCGACGACGCCGACGCCUACACGAACCUCAUGAAGAUCACCAAGAUGCAAGACCCCAACAUGGUGGUCGCCUGCUCCGCCAAGGCCGAGCUGUUCCUGCGCAAGAUGGCCAAGCAGGGCUACAUACGGUACACGGAGGGGACCGAGUUCGUCGACACGCGCGAGGACCUAAUCGCGGACGGCGACCCCGACGGCGGCGGGUUAAAGGAGCUCGACGAGAAGAACAAGGCGCUGAUCGAGGAGUACAGAGACAUGAUCCUGUUCCGGUACGGGUCCACGGGCGUCGUGCAGGUGCUCUCCAAGGCCGCCGAGAUCCUCGGCCUCGUGCCCGUCUUCCCCGUGCGCAACAUAUCCACCUUCAGCUCGGGCUCCGACACAAAACACGCCUUCCGCGACUGCGUCCUCGUCAAGAAGAACUCCACCGUCGGCGAUGUCGCGCGCAAGGUCAUGGGCGAUGCGCCUGUCGCCUACAUCGAGGGCGUCGGGAACGUGCGGGUUUCUGAAGACGCGUUGGUUGGGGUGGGAAAGAACGAUGUGCUAUCAUUCAAAAUAGGGCGAGUAUAGUUAAUCUUAUAUAUAAACAUAUACCUCCCUCCCUAGGUUAGGCAUUUAUUCAAAAGAAACCAUCUCACGUCGCAAUAUAGAUAGAUAGAUACCUACUUCCCAUCUACCUAGUACCUACGUGCCUGCUAUUAUGUACUUAGACACACACUUGGCUUAUACCUACCUACCUACCUACCUACCCUUCACCACAAUGUACAUUCGGUAUAAUUAUACCUACAGCACGGUAGACACACCCACUCACUUUCUAGCAACCUCAAAACUAGCCCUUGCACACCUACCUACAUACCCUACCCUAAGUAGUAAUUAUGUAGGUUAAACAUCUCGGCUCACACUCGGCAAGUGGUCUGACUUGGUUAUUUGUACCUCGCAUGAUUGCUGCUUAUCACAUACCCAAUAUAUAGAUAUGUAGGUAACGAUCAGCA
This is a messenger RNA of Hypoxylon fragiforme, 1828 nucleotides long. RefSeq names its product P-loop containing nucleoside triphosphate hydrolase protein. The coding region runs from base 156 to 1406 and encodes 416 amino acids. The record is from RefSeq and is a predicted model, not a curated record. Gene Ontology annotation, cellular component: cytoplasm. The transcript has 5 exons. NCBI's taxonomy places the organism in Eukaryota, Fungi, Ascomycota, Sordariomycetes, Xylariales, Hypoxylaceae. Gene Ontology annotation, molecular function: ATP hydrolysis activity; GTP binding.